AUGCACUACGAGUUGAUGGUCUUGGACACCUGCGGUGUUCUUCUGGGUCCUGGAAAGACGCCUUGGAAUUUCUACACCAAGUCCAUAGCGCCACAGGCCAACCAAGCGGGCAUCGCAGCCUUCGCUUCUGAUGGCGAUGCAAGGGUCUCAGGGCUGACGAUCACCUGGGGAGAUGUUCCAAUCUCGCCAGCCGGAGGUCUGUAUCGCUUGUGUUGGUGUGGCUCAUUGAGUCAACUGGCGAAUGACUCUGUCAAGGGCUCAUGCUCCACCGCGGACGGCUUUCGGCUUGAUAUCGGCAGUCUUUUCGUACAGGGACCCUCCUGGCAAGACUUCGCGACAUGUGUCAGUGGUCGACAUUGCAGUUUGCAAGACUUCAGUGACCUGGGUGAUGUUGGUCACUUGCUGGUGCUCGAGACUUGUGGGGUCCAGUCUGCCUUGGUACCAGGAUUCCCAGACUUCACGGCAGAAAACUCCUCCUGGCCUGUUCCAAUCAGUGCACUUGGUGGUCAAUAUCGCUUGUGCUGGUGUCAAGGAAGGAGUUUGAAUCACACCAACAUCUCGUAUCAUUCGGAUUUUCAGAGAUGCACCAUGGAAGAGUAUGUUGAUAUGGGAGCCUUUCACCUCGUUGGUCCUUCAAGUCUGGAAAAAACAUGUAUCAGCGGCUUGAGCUGCAGCUUCGAUGGCUUCGGCGAGGGCCACAGCAUCAUGUUGCUGGACACCUGCGGAAUGAGCGGAAUGACCGCUCCAGUCGUGCAUCAUCAGCAAGCACCUUGGUCCGGUGAGGUCUCUUUCCAACUCACCAUUUCGGGUGGCCUUUAUCGACUAUGUUGGUGUUACGAGAACGAGAACAUCAACACCAACAGAAGUUUCUGUGAUUUGGCGGAGCAUCAUUUGGUGGAUGCUGGUUCGCUCUUGGUGUUGGGCCCACAACAGAACCAGGAUCGGACGUGCAUUUCCGGCCGAUCCUGCCGUACCCAGGGCAUUUGGAGCACUGGAUCACAUUGGAAGGAUCAGAUUCGAAUUCUGGACACCUUUGCUUGGGAUUUCAGACUAGAUGUUGGUCGAUUGCUCCUUCAUGGCAUGUCACCCUUGGAACAACAUGCGACCUGUGUUGCGGGGCAACCCUGUGCUAUUGACGUGGCCGGCUAUGUCACAGAGGGUGACUUUGUGAUGGCCUUGGACACCUGCGGAGAAGCUUCAGAUGGCCUUGGCCCCAGCCGUUUGCAACUCUGGAACCAAACGAACGACGCUAUGGACUUCUCCCAGAACGACUCUCAUGAAGCUCGCCGUGCAGGCAGCGUGGACUUCGGUCGCGGUCAAGGGGGAAAGUACAGAUUGUGCUGGUGUGGAGGCCUUGAGACUGGUGCGAGUAGCACUCGAUGCAGUGGCGCGUUGGAUUUUCAGAUGGAUUUUGGAGAGCUCACGGUGAUCGGCCCGAAGGGAGAAAUGCAAACCCAAACUUGUAUCACUGCCCAAGAAUGCCUCAUCACGUUGCAGCUCGUAUCAGGGUAUUCUGCUUUCUCUUUAAGCAAUCAGCUCAUAGAGGGUGAGGAGACCGUGCUUGUACUUGAGACGUGCUCAGACUCGGGCUUUUUGGGCUAUCCCACAGGUGUUGGUGGUUUCAACAUGUCCGGAACACCAGCUGUGGGUGUGGCUGGUGGUGUCUAUCGACUUUGCUGGUGUCGUGGUUUUGCAUGCACCACUCCAGAAUUCCGUGUGGACUUGGGCACACUUCAGAUCCUGGGGCCAGUACCUUUGUCCCAGCACAGAACAUGUGUCAGUGGACGGCGGUGCAUUCUAGAUGGUCUUAGUGUCACUGGAGGUCAUGACAAGCUUUUGAUCUUGGAGACCUGUGGAUUGCCUGCAUUGAUUCCUCUUCCGCAAAGCUUGACAUCACCCUCAGAGAUGAGUGGUGCUGUUGUUGACUUAAGCCAACAGAUGUCCUAUUCUCCCGGGGGGCAAUACCGUCUAUGUUGGUGUGGUGACUUUGAAGAUGUCCAAAGCCUCAAUUUGAGCUCCAGAAAUUCUUCCUGCACCCACUUCCAUGAAUUCAAUCUCGACAUGGGAGGUCUUAUGGUUCUUGGCCCUGCGCCAUUGCAGCAAGAUCGGACCUGCAUCGCAGGAGAAAGAUGCCAAUUGGAGGGGUUCCUGGGUACUGGCUUGGAUCAAGGAGCCUUGCUGCUGCUUGAGACCUGUGGGUUUUCACAGGCCUCUGCUUUCAACUUGAAUCUCGGAAGACCUGGUCAACCCCAGGGAUCAACUCUUGGAGAAGCCAGCGCAUCUGGAAGCACGUUCAGCUGGGAAGUGGCUGCACCAUCUGGAGGAAGCUUCAGGCUUUGUUGGUGUGCCAAUCUUCAAAACUACUCUGCUGGCAAUCUGACACACACGCCCCCACACUCGGGCUGUGUGGUUCCUGAAGAGUUCCAACUUGACAUCGGUCGGCUAGAUGUGGUGGGCCCGGUUGCAGGUUUGAUUGAACAGAGGUUUACCUGUCUUCUUGGCCGUGCUUGUAGAUUGAGCGGCUUGGAUUCCCUCGGCUUUUUGGAAGGAGAUCGGCUACUGGUGCUCGACACCUGUGGUGCACAACCCACCAGGAACUACUUGGAUGGAGUUGUUUCGGAUGCAGAUGACACUUUGUUCUUGCGUGACAGCUGCCAACAAUCCACCGCUACGGGCUUGCCCAGCUCUGGAGUGCCUCCAAUCAGCUCCAACUCCAGCGCCAGCGUGCUCUUCAGUAGUGUUCCCACCACUGCACAAGGGGGUGAAAGUCCCAUCAAUGCAGCUUGCUCAGUGGGUUCUGACUUUCGCACAGAUGUGGGAUCUAUGUUGAUUCUGGGAGUCGCAGUUCCUCAGGAUCGGACCUGCGUCAUGGGCUUGUCAUGCUCCUUCGAUGUGGAAGGCUACUGGUUGGCCUCGGGAGAUGAAAUCCUCGUUUUGGAGACCUGUGGUGCCAGCUUGGCCGUCCUGGACACCUGCGGUGUGGCGCAAAGCAAAGUGUCUAUGCCAAACGUGGUCGAAUUGGAGCUGGACAGGUUUCAAUUAGCUCAUUUUGAGGCAGCCCCAGUUCCUGGUGGACAUUACAUGCUUUGCUGGUGUCCCAAGAGUGCUGUGAACUUGGCGAACACAUCAAGCAACCUCGACUGUCUUUUGGAAGAGCACGUGGCCAGCAUAGGCUCUUUGGAGAUUGUUGGGCCAUCUCCACUUGGCAAGCUAAGCACCUGUAUUGCUGGAGAGACGUGUCUCAUCACUGGGCUUACCGGUGCUGGCCAUUACCAUUUGGCUGAAGGUGAUCAGCUGUUGAUCAUGGAGACCUGUUUGACUCAGCCCGCAGCUGAAGGAGAACCACUUCCCAUCGCUUUGACCGAGGCAGUGCUUGGACAGGUCACGUCGAUCUUGAGCAGCGGUGUGAUCUUUCAGUUUCCCAAUUUGCCAUCAGCUCCAGGUGGAACUUACCGUUUGUGCUGGUGCGCGGCGGGCUUCCAUUGCAGCUCUGCAGAGCAUUUCCGUGUAGAUGCUGGGCAGCUCACGAUGGUGGGCCCGGAAUCCUUGCAGCAGCAUAGGAGCUGCAUUAGUGGACAAAGCUGCGAAGUUGAUGGAAUUCAACUUUUCCCAAGUAGUGCGGAUGAAAGUUUGGUUUCCUCAGCCUUCCUCGUGCUUGAAACAUGUGGCACAUUCUCCACCAUUGCAGGUGUAAUGUCAGAAGGCAGCACAGCAAGCAAUGCAAGCGGUAUUUUCAGCUUGGGGAUGAUCACUUCUGCCGGUGGAUCUUAUCGUUUGUGCUGGUGUGGGAAUCUGUGCAGAAAGGCCAGUGACUUCCGAGUGGAUGCGGGAACGAUGUCCAUCUUGGGGCCACAACCGCUUCAACAACAACAAACCUGCGUGAGCGGUCGAACCUGCCAACUCCAAGCAGUCGCAGCUCACGCAGCUGGCGACACAUUGAGUGGUUGGCUUCGUGUGCUUGAUACGUGUGGCACAGUUGGGCUGGCUGGCGCUGAUGUUGUGAUGUCCGACCUCACGGCCAUGGCGCUGACGGCAGCAGGGGGUAGCUACCGAGUUUGCUGGUGUCCUGUGAUAUUCAGCAACUCAUGCACGGAACCGCAAGAUUUUGCGGUAGAUAUUGGACAGUUGCUGUUGAUAGGCCCAGCGCCGUUGACACAAGCAAGGACAUGUAUCAGUGGACUCGCAUGUCACUUCUAUGAUACAGAGGGAGAAGCACUAUCAGAGCAAGAUCGGAUUUUGCUCCUUGACACCUGUGGGUCACCGUCGGCCUUGGCGGAGACUGGCGCAUUCCUCUCAGCGUUUCCAGCGGACAACAUCUCGAACACUACUGCUUUGGGGGUGAGUAACAGGGCGCCGCUGACUGUUGUAACAGGGCUUGGAGGUGAGUACAGGCUUUGCUGGUGUGGCACUUUGACGGGCUUUACUUGUUCGCUACCAGAUGAUUUCAAGGUGGAUUUUGGAAGUCUACACUUCGUGGCACCGAGCACCUUUGGACGAACCUGUUUCAGUGGGCAGCACUGCUUCCCUGAGGGCAUCUUUGAAGAGGCGCUGGGCGGUGCAAGCGGCUCGGUGAUGGCUCUGGAGACCUGUGGACUUUCCACACCUUUGCAGGGCUUCGGGCAAGUCUGGAGUGCCACCGUCGCGACCGCGGCGAACGGAAGGAUCACUGCAGCUGGUGGCAUUUACCGACUCUGUUGGUGUGCAGGUCAGACGGAGGAUUCUGACCUCACAGCAACGGCUUCUAAUGGAAGUGCAAUGGACAGCCUGCAGCUGUCUUGCAUCAUGCCAGAGCAAUUCCUGACAGAUCUUGGAUUCCUUCUGGUUGUUGGCCCAGCUCCUCUGGCACAGGAUCGAACGUGCAUGGCCGGUCAAAGCUGUGUGAUUGAUGGCUUUCAAGGCUUCCUGUCUCCAGAUGCCACUGAUCUCAUCGCCGUCUUGGACACCUGCUCCACUCCCAAUGGCUUUGGACUCUUCGAUCGACGGACUCGUCCGGACGAACUCGUCAACGCGUCGAACCUCUCGGAGACACGGUCCGUUGGAGCCGGCGGGACCCGCUGGAGCUUCGUUGAAAACCGAUCGGCACGGGGAGCUUCCUGGUUGGAGGCCGGUGGCAGCUAUCGAUUGUGCUGGUGCGGAUCUAGUUGUCAGGAAUAUGGUGAUUUUCACACUGAUCUUGGCCGACUGUGGGUGGUGGGUCCGAGCCCAUUGGUACAAAUGCACACUUGCGUGAGUGGACGUGCAUGUGUGCUAGACAGCAUCACGGGAGUAGGUCUCGCAUCCAACUUUCAGAUCUACAAGUUUCGUCUCUCUCAGGAUGGCGAUCCAGGUGGCACGCAUGACAUACGCCUCUUUGAGCUUUAUCAUGGAGGCUCCUCUGAUGGACCGUGGACUAAGGCUUUGCAGGGUGCUGCACUUGCUGGCACCCGCGAGUGGCAAGAGUUCUUUGGCUUCUCCAGCUCGGAUCACUUUUGGCGCUUGCUCAUCCGUCAGACCUACGACCAGGAGCCUCGACCGCGUGAAGUGCAAUUCCUCACGCGCGAUGACGUGUUGGUCUCCACACGGCAAAGUGUGUUGAGAGCUUCGGGGGAAGCACUCGAGCUGAGUGGCGUCACAUACUCUGCAGAGAAGCUGGUGGAUGGAAAGCUAGAGGAUGACUCACGCUGGAUUUCGUCUGGGCUGCCGACUGACUACAACAAUUGGGAGAUCAUCUUCGAGGUGCGAGCGAGUGACUCCAUCCUACUCAUGCACACCUGUGGAACCGCACUCGUGGACCGAGUUUCUGGACUUGAAGAGAUCUCUUUGUCGGGAGCGAAAGUGACUUGGCCGAUUCCGUUCAGCACACAGGGAGGUCAAUAUAAACUUUGCUGGUGUAGCAAGCUGGAGUUGUGUGUGUCGCCUUUGGAUUUUCAGCUGGACUUUGGCACUCUCACCAUCGCUGGUCCCUUCUUCAAUGAAGUCACAUGCAUCAGCGGACAGCACUGUGCCUUUUCCUUCUAUGGCCAGGAUCUCACAGACGGCGACCAAUUGCAGAUUCUGAAUACAUGUGGUGCAGUAACUUCUGGUGCUUUGGAGAGCCUUUCCAACAUUUUUGGUACUUUGGAAGUGGCAAAGUCACUUGCAACUUUUCCCUUGCCAAUCAUUGGUACUGGCUUGUAUCAGCUUUGUUGGUGCCGGCCAAGUGCGCUGAGUGGCUGUGUAUCUCCAGACGACUUCAUCACCAAUGCAGGUGAGCUUCAUCUUUUAGGUCCAUUUUCAGAGCAUCAUACCUGUGUGAGUGGACGUGCUUGCCAGCAGGUGCUUAUGGGUUCUGGCAUCUCCAGUGAAGAUCAGAUCUUAUUGCUGGAGACCUGUGGAAGCUUGCUCAGUGAUUUCACCCUCCGACUUCAAGUUGGAGAUGGAAAUAGCACCCGCAAUGAGACCAACGGCGAGGCAACCGCAAGCAAUCUGGUGGCCUUUGGCUGGGAGGAGAAUCAAAUGGAUGCAGCAUACCUGCGGGUCAUGACUGCAAGCGAUGGCACCCUCGGUACAUCCUUUACCGGAGCCACUAGCUUGUUGUCGGGCGGCACAUAUCGCUUGUGCUGGUGCUCAGAACGCGUGAGUGGGACUGAGCAAGCGAUGCAUGCGCUGUCCAACCUUUCCAAUUCCUCCCUUGGCAGCUGCUCAAGGUCCAUUGACUUCCGCUCAGAUGCUGGUGCAUUGUUCCUCUUGGGCCCUGCACCCAUCACGCAGCACUUCACCUGUCUUUCAGGUGAACGAUGUUCCCUUGGACUCAAAGGACAUGGCUUUUCAGAGCAAGACAGGCUGCAAGUGAUGGAGACCUGUGGAAGCGCAGCUGUGCCCAAGAGUUCCAGCUUCAUCUCAGUAGUACAGGCUGGUGCCAUGGCAGACUUCAGUACUGAGAUCCAAAUCUCUGCAGCUGGAGGGGAGUACCGACUUUGUUGGUGUCCGGGAUUCAAUAUGAGUGGGUACAACGUGUCCAUCAAUGAAGGGGAUGCCUGUUUCAACGCUGGGACCUUCCAGAUCAUGGGCCCUUCACCAUUGGAGCAGCAUCGGACCUGCGUCAGUGGCCACAGCUGUCGGAUCUCCAUCAGCGGCUAUGGCGAUCUGUCCAGCUCGGGUUCCUUCCUGAUCCAAGACACCUGCGGCAUCGAUCAAGUGGUGCCUCGCUUCAGCCAUGCUGGCCUCAUGGAGUCCAUCGAAGCGUCUCUGGGUGUGUCCACCUUUACAGCCUUUGUGAAUUGGGCCACGGCAACUGCGGCCGGCGGCACAUAUCGCCUUUGUUGGGCUCCAUAUCCUCAUUCUCCAGCGAGUUCAGAGCUGCUUCACCUCAUGAGCAACUCAUCCAACACAUCGGAGUUCGACGCCUCCCUUUUCCAAGGCUUUGUCGAAGGCAAUGCGUCCAACCUCACCAGGCUCCUGAUCACUGGCUUCAACUCAAGCGAUAGCCUCAUGAUCCUUGAAACCUGUGGAGGCAUCCAUCUUCUGGAAGCAGUGGUGCUUGCUGGUGGUGCGACAGUGGCUCGCUCUAUCCACUCGCGGACAUGCAUUAGUGGACAAAUCUGCAGUGUUGUGGGUUUGCCGGGUUUGACCACUGACUCUGAGCAGAUGCAGAACUCAUCCAUUCUGAUUUUGGAUACCUGUGCUUUACCCUCACAUGUACAAGGCUGGCCUCAAGCUGGACAGAGCCUCACUCUUCAGUUGCCGAACUCCAACGAAAGUGCUCGAGUCUUCCCAAUCUCCUGGGGCGAGACGCCGGUUCGGGCCAGAGGUGGCAUCUAUCGAUUGUGUUGGUGUGCCACGACGCCUUGCUUCACCUAUGAGGACUUCAGUGAAGACCUUGGAACUUUGACCCUCAUUGGCCCAUCCACAUCCGACUACUCGUCCACCUGUGUGAUCGGUCGUCCAUGUGAGUCGAUGCUUCAAGGUGUCCAUCUCUCACAGAACGACACCGUUUGGGCCCUGGAGACCUGUGGUCUUUUGGGUCUCUCCGGCGCAUUGGUCUUCUCGGUGCAGAGACAAUGGCCGGCGAUGGAGCCGAUCGGCGGUGCCGAGCUGGGUGGCGGUGAGCGAGUCAACACCUUGCUUCUGGAGAACAGCUUGCCAAUGGCAGGUGGAACUUAUCGGCUUUGCUGGUGUGGGAAGGAUGGCCCAGCUUGGCCCAAUGCAACGGAAAGUCAUUCCAAUCGCACUGACUGCACGUUGGCCACUGACUUCCAAACGGACUUCGGAGCACUUCACAUGUUAGGGCCUGUGACCACUGGAGCCUUCACGUGUGUGACCGGCCGUGCUUGUCGGAUUUGGCAUUUGUCUGGAUACACAGAGGGCCACUUCUCAAUUCUGGAUACCUGCGGCGAAGCCAUGCGAACUCCGAGUCGCUUCAGUCCGGUGGGGAAUGGGACUAACAUGUCAUCGCCACCAUUUCUAGUGGAGGCAGUGCCCCGUCUCGGUGGGCAAUAUCGACUUUGCUGGUGCGGACGAGCCAGUUGUGAGGAUAUCUCGGCUGCGGGUGGAGGGUCCACCGAUACCGGAGCCGUCUUCGUCUUGGGUCCAUUGUUGGAGCAAGAUCGGACGUGCAUCAGCGGCAGAAGCUGCUUCAUUGAUGGGAUUCUGGGUCUUGGGUUGACUUCGGGCGACAAAGCGUUGAUUCUGGACACAUGUGGUGUCUCACUGUAUGUGCCAGGGCUUCAUGAUGCAGGAAUCGCCACGGGCAUGUCCAAUCGAUCUUCCUUUGCUUGGCCAAGUGUCUCUGCCAAUGGUGGGGAAUAUCGGCUUUGUUGGUGUGCAGAUCGCUCGACGGAGGGUCUAAGUCUUCCCAUUCUUCAGAGUGGAUUGGUUCCUUUGGGUUGUUUGACCCCUGCGGACUUCGAUGUGGACUUCGGAAAGCUUCAUCUCAUUGGACCCCAGGCCUCUCAAGCCUUUACCUGCGUCAGUGGUCAGACAUGUGUCCUCAAAGGAGUGAGCUACGCGGCAGGGUACACGGAGUACACAGAGAUGUCCAGAGAUUCACUGCUUGUGCUUGAUUCCUGUGGCCAUUCACCCAGCACCAAACAGCUUCCACCGAUUCCUGCUUUCGAAGUGGAACCAUUUGCGUUCUCGUGGGGCAAUCUUCCUCUAACGAUGCCUGGAGGAGACUUUAGGCUUUGCUGGUGUUCAUCGCGCUCGUCCGGUGAAUAUGAAUCUAAUGCCACCGGUGAAUAUGAAAGUUUUUGUCAAAGAGCCGACCAGUUUGUGGUGGAUCUGGGGCAUUUGCACAUCGUCGGUCCUGAUUUGAAGCAUGUCCGCACAUGUGUUGUUGGCUGGCCCUGCCACCUGACUGGAUUCCAUGGCCGAGACUUGCAGCUGGGCGACCGAUAUUUGAUUUUGGACACCUGUGGUCUGGCCAGCCACGUUCCUCAAUCCCCGGCCGCAUUCUUACAGAGUGCUUCUGGCACUUGGGGCACCGAAGUCUCUUGGGACACCGCUGUGUCUUCCAGUGGAGGCAUCUAUCGGAUUUGUUGGUGUGCACAAGGAUUCUCUUGCAGCACUUUCGAGGAUUUCCGAGUUGACACUGGUGAGCUACUGUUGGAAGGCGUUUUGCCAGAGCAGACCUUCACUUGCUUCCGGGGAAAGCCAUGUAAAGUCUCACAUGUGCAGGGAGUGCACAUUGAAUCCCAAAAAGCUGAGUUCCUUAUCAUGGACACCUGUAACUCAAAUCUUGGCCUCGGCUCGCUGAGCAGUGCUUGGGCUCUUGCUCGCUCAGUUCCUGGUGUAGAUGCUCUUUGGGAAUUCAGUUUGACCUUGCAAGGCGGUGAAUACAGGCUAUGUUGGUGUGCUGAGCUGCUUGAGACAAGCGGCACAGUGGCUGACAACAACACACUCUCGCCUUCUUCCUGGCAGGUGCUUGCAAGUAACACGCCGUCUCCAUUCAACGUCUCUUUCUACAAUCGCAGCUCAUGUCUUCGGCCAGACUUCCGAGUGGAUGUGGGGACCUUGUAUUUGGUGGGUCCAGCUACAGGACAUGACUAUACUUGCAUCAGUGGCCGGACCUGUUCCAUCGACUCCGUGAUUGGUCUUGGUUUGAACAACAACGAUGCCUAUCUCGUCCAAGACACAUGUGGAGUCGCUGCUGCCGUCUCUGGAUUUAGCUCUGGUGGUCAUGCAAGUUCUAUCACUGCCAGUGGAACAGCAGUGAGUUGGGGAAGCAUCGCAGUCACAGCUGCUGGUGGUCAAUAUCGACUUUGCUGGUGUACAGAGGUUACAACACCCGGAAACACUUCAGCCCACUUCGGUUACUCCAGCUGUGUGUCCCCCACGAGCUUUCUCGCAGACGUUGGAGUUCUGCAAGUGAUCGGUGUGGAUGUUCAACAGACUCGGACCUGUGUCACUGGCCGAAGCUGUCUCAUUGAUGGCAUCACAGGUUUUGGCUUGACGAAUGGAGACAUGCUGCUGAUUUUGGACACCUGCACCGACCACUCAUUGAACGAGACGUUCGUCAGUCACACUGGUCUUCGAUCAUGGCAGGACGGGCUGGGCACACAGGCACUGGCAGCUUCCAUGGGCUAUGCAUGGUACUGGGAUGCGAAUCAAGUUCCUAUUUGGGGCGGUGAGUACCGCCUUUGUUGGUGUUCACGUUUGACAGCAAAUGGCACUAUGGACAUCGACAGCAACAACUCUUGCAGUGUUUCGACGGACUUCGCGGUUGAUGUUGGAGAGCUUCUGGUGCUGGGUCCCACACCUUUGCAAAGCUUCACUUGCAUCAGUGGACGAGAAUGCAAAAUUGCCAGCAGAAUAUACGGGGACAGCGAUUCUUUUAUGAUCCUGGACACCUGUGGUGCGGGAGGGCAGCUAGCAGUUGAUAGCAGGCUGGGAGUGUCGGGAGAUUCUGCCAGACUCAGAUUGCCCGGUGGCAACUACAGGCUGUGUUGGUGUCCAACUAGCUUCAGCGACUUUACCAACCAGACAGGAAACAUCUCGAAGUUUCGCUGCGAAAGCUUCUUGGACUUCUUCGAUGUGGGUCACCUGGAAAUGAUUGGUGUGGCUGGUACACAGGAUCGCACGUGCAUGAGUGGACAGGCUUGUGAGGUGGAUUUGCUUGGCUUGCACCUCUCAGAGUGGGAUCUUUGGCAGGUCUUUGACACCUGCGGAGUGUCCGGAACACCGGGCUUUCCACCAGCUCCUUCCGUCCAUCUCUCAGCUCACCAAGACGGCGGCCUUUGGAGCACCGCACGCGUUUCAUGGAACUCCAUCACAUCCCCUGGAGGAGUCUACCGUUUGUGCUGGUGUUCAAGAGGUAAUUGGACGGACUCCGCUUCCACUUGUCGAGAUUCGUUCGUGGAUGUUGGACAGUUGGACGUCCUUGGCCCUGGCAUUCGAUGGACUUUGGUUCAACGAGGGCAUUGUGGCAGCAGACCAGACUAUCCUGAACCCAUCGUGCUUGAAACCAACUGGACCAGCCAGGAGUCUUGCCAUGCGCGCUGCGAGCAACUGCGAAAUGAGUGCUUGGUGGGCUGGUAUGCAGAUCGUGGCCCGAGUCAAGGGGAAUGCCAAAUCAUGGAAACUUGUGCUUUGAUCGCUAGCGAUUCAGAGGACACUCUACUUCUCUUUCCCCCUCAACCGGCAUUUCAGACACGAACAUGCGUCAGCGGGCAGGUUUGUACGAUUGGCAACCUGCUGGGAAAUGGCCUCACGGAAGAUGACUCAUACAUGAUCUUAGACACAUGUGGUCUUCAGAAUGCUUUGGUGGAUAGGAUGGACCGGGCAGGCAGGAUGGUCUUCACAUCUUCCAACUUCUUCAACUCCUCGGGCAUUGGACAUUGGGAAGCUCGAAGCAGUGCGGCUGGUGGAGAGUACCGCAUUUGUUGGUGUGCCGGUGCUCAGGGCUGCAGCUUCUCCGAAUCAUUUCGAACAGAUGCAGGAAGCUUAGUGCUACUGGGGCCAAGCCCCCUUUCACAACAUCGAACAUGUGUCAGUGGUCGGAGCUGCAUGGUGGAUGGAGUUCUGGGUGAAGGUUUGGGAGCUGGUGACAGGAUUUGGAUUUUGGACGACACGUGUGGUGCCACGGGCGACUUCUCCGACGCUGCUGGGCUCGCGCCGGCCGCGGCGGGUGGGACCUCCUUCUCCUGGACACUCCUGGACCUGCCUGGUGGUCAAUAUCGGCUUUGCUGGUGCGGAACAUCGGGAGUCUGCCAGAUGGGCGAAGAAUUUGUGGUUGACCUGGGUGAAUUGACGUUGCUGGGCCCAUCCUUUGGUCUUGGUCUGGAGGGCACGAGGCGGACCUGCAUCAGCGGGCAAGCAUGUCGGAUCGAUGGACUUCGGCUCGAGGUCGGAAGCGUUGGUUCGGUUCUGCUCUUGGACUCCUGUGGCACACCUCAAGCGUUUCCCCAACAUGUCCAAGAUGCCGCGGAAGUCACGGACCUCACGCGGGAUGCCCGAUGGGCUAGGUUGACCCUACAGGGUGGCACCUAUCAGUUAUGCUGGUGCUCAGGGGAAACGUUCAACAGCAACUUCUCGCAAGGUGCCUUGGUGGCACCAAACGGGAAUGCUUCACUGGUUGGAUCCUGUUCGAAUAGCCUGGCCUUUACAGCUCCUUUCGGGUCUUUGUCGCUCCUUGGACCUGAGUAUUCCAAGCAGGGCUUCACCUGUGUCUUUGGACAAAGCUGUGCAGUCUUUGGCAUCAGUGGUACAGGAUUGAAGCUGGAGGAUCGCUUCUUGAUCCUGGACACCUGCGGAUUGACCGGCUUUGUUUUGGGAGCUUCUGCGACUUUGCACUCCCUCCCCGAAUACAACGUGACCCUGAUGAACCAAAGCGAUGAAGCAGGAGCAGGGCCACUGGGAGUGGCUUGGAGGGAUCCGAUGAUGGUUCCAAGUGCUGGAAUCUAUGAGCUUUGUUGGUGUUCAGGACAUUCCUCCUGUUCCUUGCCGGAAGACUUUCAGGUCUCAGCUGGCACCGUGACGCUUCGUGGUCCACGGAGCCCUCAGGAUCGGACGUGCGUCUCGGGGCAGAGGUGUUCCGUUGGAAUCGCCGGGAUCGGCUUUCAGUCCGAUGAGAGGUUCUUGAUUCUGGACACCUGUGGAAGCUCAUUCCUUCCAUGGGGAGUGUCUUCAGCGCUCAAAAUGGAGAAUGCCAGCGGGAAUCUCACUGACAUUGGGGAGUCUAUCACAGUCUCGUCAGCUCCGGAGCCCCUUUCAGCAGCCGGUGGAGUCUACCGCUUGUGUUGGUGUGCAGCAGGAUUUGAUUGUGAGAGUAGCCUAAGCUUUCGAGCGGAUGUUGGUGCACUCUACCUCUUGGGUCCAAGGACGCAUUCCGGAGGUUGGCUACGAGGCUUUUGUCACGGGCAGAAAGAGCAUAGUCAUCAAACGAUCAGCAAAGCGCAGUGUUUCAACCUCGGAAGACAAUCCUACGGCGAUCCUUCCGUGGUGGCUCUUCGCUUCGAUGACAGCACCAGUAGCUGUAGAUUCUUGAGCUAUUGCUGGAACUUCGUUUCGAGUGAUGCCUCCACUUACGAGAUCUUCUUCCUCCAGAGGUCGACGGGCGGCCGUCCUUCUUUGGAGGUCCCACGCGACACCUCGAGCAAAGGCAACACUUUGCAAGUGAGCUGGGGCACCGCCAUUUCCGCGGUCGGCGGCAGGUACAGGCUAUGCUGGUGCGGGGGCAAUUCUGAUUGCAUCUCACCCUCUGACCAUUUGGUCGACAUUGGCUCCUUUCUUCUCAUUGGGCCGGAGAUGUCUGUUGACCGAACGUGCGUGGCUGGACAAACUUGUUUGGUGAAGAGUUUGCAAUUGGAAUCGCCAUCAGACAGUGACCACAUCAUCGUUCUAAACACAUGUGGCAGCUCAGAUCUCGUUGAAGGGUGGCCUCUAGAAGCAGCAAUGACGACUGCAAGUGGUACAGUUGCCCAGUGGGACGUUGUGCAAGCUGAAGGUGGGCAGUAUCGCUUGUGUUGGUGCCGUGGUACAUGCAACUCUGUGGAAAGCUUUAUUGCAGACUUGGGACGAGUGUCUUUGCUUGGUCCAGCACCUCUACAGUAUGCUGCCACAUGUAUCAGUGGAAGGCCUUGCACGUUUCGCGGCGUUGUUGGUGAGGGUCUCAGAGUCAAUGACUCCAUUCAGCUUCUGAGCACUUGUGGCACCACGUCAGUCCCCGACUGUGUACCCUUAGCAGGUCAAACGGUGAGCGUGGAGACUGGCACAGUGAGUUGGGGAAGUCUUCCAAUUUCAGGCCCCGGAGGACGUUACAAGCUUUGUUGGUGCUCGGCCGAUUUCCCAUGUGCUCGCCCGGAGGAUUUUCGCCUUGAGAUGGGUUCUUUGGAUUUGCUGGGGCCAUGGCCUUUGGAUCAAGAUCGCACCUGCAUCAGCGGUUCAACAUGUUUCAGCCCAGAGUUGACGGGGUACCACAUCGGCGAUUCCUUAAUUGCUCUUCUGUCCAGUUGUGGAAAUGAGUUUGCUCAAAGCGUGGUGGAAUCCAUCAGCACCGCCCAGUGGAAUCGAUCAGUCAUGACGGCACCUGGCGGGCAAUACCGUGUAUGUUGGUGCAUGCCAGAGGUCAAUAUCGAUCCAAGUUUCUAUAACUUCAGCAAUGCGACGGAUUGCAGUCGUUGGUCGCACUUCCACACGGAUGUGGGAAGCCUCAACAUCCUAGGUGAGGGUUCUUUGUUAACAGCACCUGUGGUCUUUGAAGCCAACUUCACACGAGGAUCCGCUUCAGACGGAUCCGCUCAAGUUCUGUUCCUCGACACCUGUGGUGUGCCCAUUGGAAACACCAAUGUCUCGGAGGUCGAGGUCGAGACCUCGAUCACGGCUCCAGGCGGGACAUACAGGCUUUGCUGGUGUGCUGCUGUGGUCCUCGACGUGAAUUCCAGCGAAGGGUGUUUGGAUGCUCGUGAAUUCCGAACCGAUUUCGGAGAAGUCUACGUCAUAGUGCCAGCGGAGAACAUGAGCUCUGAAGUUGAUCUCACAACAGUUUGGCCUUUGAAUGUGACGGGCGUCGCCAAUCUCAGCAUCUCCAUCACCACACAGGAUCGAACCUGCGUAGCGGGACGAGCGUGCCUGAUUGAAGACAUCUACGUGAACGGCUCGUUGCAUGUGCUGGACACCUGUGGAUCCGGCUGGACCGGCUCGGGAAACGGCUCGGUGUCCGAACGGCAGUGGCUUGGCAGCUUCACGCGAAGCAACGCGUCCGAGCACUGGAUGCCCAAUCGCUUGGUGCUGGAGGCGGGCGAAGCACUCGAAGCGGGGGAAUACCGUUUGUGUUGGUGUGCUGAUGGCAUUUGUGAACAUCCAGAUGAAAUGCAACUGGAUGUUGGCACGUUUUCGGUCAUUGGUGCCAAUUCGGAGCAGGACCGGACCUGUGUAAGUGGACAGGCAUGUUCCUUUGAGAUUUCUGGACACUAUUUGCAUGCUACUGAUGAAGUCCUGAUCACUGCCACCUGUGGAGUACCAUCAAUUCUACCUCCUCUUCUUGUGACUCUGGUUGGAGAAUCUCUGUCAGUCUCAACUGCAGAGCCUAUAGCAUCAGGAGGUCAAUUCCGACUUUGCUGGUGCAGUGGUCAGUUCUGCAUCGAGGACGUCGGAGUGGAUGUUGGCAGCUUGAGUAUGAUUGGACCGAGCCAAAAGCAGACUGGAACCUGCGUGAGUGGCCAGCUCUGCGUCUUGGAGCAGAUCAAAGGCAAUCAUUUGUCUCCCGGCGAUAGCUUGGUGGUUCUCGACACCUGUGGAGUUGAACGAUCUGUGCCACGCUUUCCCAAUGCUGGUCGCAUGGAUGUGAUCUUGCAGUGUCAAUGUGCUGCCAGCAACGGUGAUUCCGACCUGGAUGGUGUGAAAGACUGCUUGGAUGCCUGCCCCUUCGAUCCCAAUAGCACCACCGCUGGAGCUUGUGGCUGUGGUGUGGACGACGUGGAUUCGGAUUUCGAUGGCAUCCCCGACUGCUUAGACCAAUGUCCUUCAGAUCCCAGUAAGUCCGGAACUGGAGGACCUGGUGCAGAAACACGAGUUUGUGGAUGCAAUGUGGCUGAAGUGGAUGCGGACCUUGAUGGAAUUCCAGGCUGCCUGGACCUCUGUCCCAGCGACCCCAACAAGUACCGUCCCGGAAUCUGCCCUGGACCUGAAUGGCUGGUGAUGAGCAACAAAGUCACACAUCAGUCUUCCACGCAGUCCUUGCGAAGCUCCCACUUGGCUGUGGAUGCCUCCAUAAGUGCGAACUUCUACCAAGGCAGUUGUACCUGGACGAAUACGGAGAGCUCACCCUGGUGGUACGUCGAUUUGGGCUUCACCUUCCAAGUCUCCACGGUGCGUGUGACGCCGCGGAGCGAUUGCUGCGACAGCAGCCUGGUGGGAUUGGAACUUUGGACCAGUUCCAUCAGUGCCACAAGCUUCACGGAUGGCACGCGCUGUGGGGUCGUCACGCUUCAGCCAGCGUUGCCCGCCGUGGGGGAAGAAGCCCCGGUCAUCGACAUGUCUUGCCAAGGUGAAGGACAGCACAGUGAGUACUUGGGCACCUGCGGAUGUGGUGAGCUGGACGAUGAUUCGGACGGUGACGGUACACCCGAUUGCAUUGAUCAAUGUCCACUGGAUCCCUUGAAGACUCGCGUGGGCAUUUGUGGUUGUGGACAGUCGGAGUUGGACACCGAUUCCGAUGGCACCCCCGAUUCCUGGUUUUGUGAUUGCAACGACAACUGUCCUUGGAUGACCGACUCCCUUGGACCCGGGUCCAUCCCCUGUGGCUUCAUCGCCGGGCUCGACUCGGAUGAUGAUGGCACGUUGGACUAUGAAGAUUUUUGCCCAUACGUGGUGGAUUCUGAUGGUACCCCGAGUGCAACGAUGACCAUCAAUACAGGCUUCACUGAAAUCGAUUCCGAUUUGGAUGGGGUCGCCGACUGCCUGGACCAGUGUCCCAGCGAUGCGACCAAGACCUUACUGGGCUCCUGCGGAUGUGGGUGCCAUGGCGGAAAGACGGUCGACUGCGUAGAGCUGCGGCUCUCAGACGUGGAUACAGACCUGGAUGGAGUCCCCGAUUGCAUCGAUCAAUGUCCCAAUGACUUCAACAAGGUCUUCGUGGGCGCCUGUGGAUGUGGCGUCGUGGACACGGACUCGGAUGGUGAUGGCAUGCCAGAUUGCUUGGACAUGUGCCCACAUUCUCCCAUUACACAGCUGGGUCCUUGUGGUUGUGAUGUCACGGACACGGAUGGCGAUGGUGUUUUGGACUGCGUGGAUCAAUGCCCCAGUGACGCCAGCAAGAGUCUAGCAGGUCUGUGUGGAUGUAAUGUGCCAGACACUGAUAGUGAUGGUGAUGGCAUUCCGGACUGCUAUGACGCAUGCCCUGGUCAGUCGGAUAUCGCCAAUGAAGGCCUGGCCGUACAGUUUAGUGUCCCAGUCACUGCUGCAGGAGGAGAAUUUCGUUUAUGUUGGUGCGCAGCAGGAUUCAGCUGUGACCGAGUGCAGGGCUUUGUGGACUUUGGAUCUUUGGAGAUCGAUGGACCCACCUUGGAGCAAGAUCGCACCUGUGUAGCUGGCCAAACCUGCCGAGUGGACGAGCUUCUGGGCACCGGUUUGCACGUGAGUGAUCAUGUGACGGUGCUCAAUACGUGUGGCACGCACGCAUUUGUGGAAGGUUUGCCAGAAGGUGGCUCGCUCUCAUCGAGCUUCAAUGACACCUUUGCGUUGGGAUUUGGCCCAGCCAAAAUCACAGCUGGAGGUGGUGAAUACAGACUCUGUUGGUGUGGUUUCAAUCAGGAUUGCAGCCAACCUUCUCAAUUUCGUAUGGAUGUCGGACGCUUUUGGCUUGUUGGCCCAUCCUUACAGCAGAGCUGGACUUGCAUCAAUGGUCAGGCGUGCCAGCUGGAUACGAUUGGACAAAGCUUGGCAGAGUAUGACAUGGUGGCUGUGAUGGAUACUUGCAUGAAUGAUUUGUCAGCCCAACCAUUUCCUUGGACAGUGCUCUCCAUGGCAGGCUCAAGUGGAGCAUCCUAUGAGUUUCAGAAUCCCAUGAGAGCAGGCCAGUACCGGAUUUGUUGGUGUGCAACGGGAAUGAGUUGCAGCAGCUUUGAAGACUUUGCCUUGGACAUUGGAUCCUUAAGCUUGCUUGGUCCAACACCUUUGCAGCAACAUCGCACCUGUGUUGCAGGACAGCCAUGUCAUUUUGAGGGCUUCUCUUCCUACGGUGAGCUUGGACUGGGUAUUCUGCGGAUCUUAGACACAUGUGGAAGCGGAAGUACAGGAGGCACACUGGGACGCUUGCCCAACACUGGAGUCUUUACGGCCAAAGAACCCCGAACUGCAGCAGGAUGUGGUGCAGCUGCGCAAGAUGCGGAUUUGGAUGGUAUUGCCAACUACUUGGAUGAAUGCCCUUUUGACGUGAAUCACAAUCUCACUGGUCUUUGUGGAUGUGGCAUCGAUGAGAUCGAUUCAGAUGGUGACGGCACACCCGACUGCUUGGACGCUUGCCCAUCCGAUGCGUCCAAGGACGUAUCUCCAGGUCACUGUGGCUGUGGCACCAGUGAUGUCGAUACAGAUUUGGAUGGUUCACCGGAUUGCAUCGAUCUGUGCCCCAACGAUGCAUCCAAGACGACACCUGGUUUGUGUGGUUGUGGUACUUCGGACAGUGCCGACAGUGAUUCAGAUGGAACCCCCGACUGCUAUGACCAAUGUCCCAGCUUUCCAGAUCAAACACCACCGGUGUGCGGUUGCACCGCCGCAACAGCGGACGAUGAUGGUGAUGGAGUCUCGAAUUGCUUUGAUGCGUGUCCCAACGACUUCAACAAAGUGGCGGCAGGUGUUUGUGGAUGUGGAGUAGCUGAAACAGACACUGACCUGGAUGGGCAGAUGGAUUGUGUGGACGCAUGUCCUUUGGAUGCAGCAAAGACAUCACCAGGACAGUGUGGAUGUGGAGUGGCAGACACUGACACAGACUCUGACUCCGUUGCAGAUUGCAUGGAUCAGUGUCCCAGUGAUGCCAGCAAAACUCUUCCGGGCUUUUGUGGCUGCGGCGUGUCGGACACGGAUGCAGACAAUGAUGGAGUUCCCGACUGCCAUGACCAGUGCCCGGGAGUCUUUGACCGGCGAACACAAGAGGAGGCGUCCUUUUAUACGCUUGGUGACAUUGCAGUCUCUGCAGCUGGAGGCUUGUAUCGCUUGUGCUGGUGUGCGACGGAAGAACAUUGUCAGAGCGAGCAGGAAUUCACAACAGAUGUUGGAACACUUGAAAUCAUCGGUCCAAGCGAUUUGCAUCAGGAUCGGACUUGUCUCAGUGGCAAAGUUUGUCGUGUCGCUGCCUUCGAAGGUUUGCACUUGGAUUCAAGGGAUCAACUCCUUGUGCUGGACUCCUGCAUGACAACACUGGAGGCAGACAGCGGAGACAACGCAUCCAUGCCCGUGGCACACUUUGUGAGUCAAUUUGAGAGAUACAAUGGGACAGAGGUGUCCACGUUUGCAUCCCACGGCGUUUUGGAAGUGGUUGGGGGUACCUACACGCUUUGCUGGUGCUCUGGUGCAUUUGAUUGCUCCACCUCAUCCCAGUUUCACGUUGAUGUGGGCAGCUUUACAGUGGUGGGGCCAAUCUCCCAAGAACAGCACUUCACAUGUGUGGCCGGACAGGCGUGUUUGCUCAGCGAGAUCCAUGGACACUGGUUUUCAGAGGGUGACAGUGUGUUAUACAAAGAGAUUGAUCACUUCGAUACAACUCAGUGGCAGCCAUUGCCACAGAAGGACUUUGCAGCCUUUGCAUCUUCAGAUGUCGCCAGACCUAGCGGUGGCAGCUACAGGCUUUGCUGGUGCUCAGGGCUUUGCAGGGAGUUUUCGCAUUUUGCCGUUGACAUGGGGGAGUUGCAAAUGAUUGGGCCAACACAGGCUGGAAGGCAGCAUCGUACAUGCAUUUCUGGACAACCGUGCUCCUUCUCCGUUGAAGGUUGGCGCUUGAACGCAGCUGAUGCCUUCGUCAUUUUGCACACCUGUGGGGAAGCUUCCACCCUUGCAAGAAGCCCCGCCUCUGGUCAUUUGACCACAGAUAGUGUUUUUCACCCAGAUGCGGCUGUGGCAAUCACAUUUGCACGGACCUCCUUCAAUGCAGAGUUGCUCACCUCAGCAGGUGGCAUCUAUCGCCUUUGCUGGUGUUCUGCGGUGUCCACUUGUCAAGAUGCCACUCAGUACCUUAUGGAUGUUGGACAGGUGCAAAUCAUCGGUCCACAGCCAUUGGAGCAAGACCGAACCUGUGUUGCGGGGCAGACGUGCUUGCUUGGUGCCCUGUCCGGCGUCACGCUCUCGACCGCAGAUCGCUAUUACAUCCUUGACACCUGUGGCAUCGCCACGGGCCCCACGGGCUUUCCUGGAGCAGGAAUCAGCGAUGUGAAUGUCUCCACGAGUGAAAGCACGGUCUCUUGGAACGUCCGGGUAUCAGCUGCAGGAGGUCUCUACCGAAUCUGUUGGUGUGCAGCUGGACAAAGCUGUAGUGGUGCUGAGGACUUCCAAGUGGACAUGGGAAGAUUAGACUUAGUCGGACCGCACCAGCUUGGCACGUCCACAUGCUUUUCAGGUCAAACUUGUGUGAUCCCAGUGUCGGGUACAUAUUUGAGCAGCCAAGACACAGCAGUUCUCUUAGACACCUGCGGAAUCUCAUCAUGGACACCGGGCUUGAAUAGCUUCCCAAGCGAAGGAACACCCGUCCUUUCAUCGCAGACCGGCGCGCUUGGCACCAGUCGUUUGCAGCUUGGCAGUAGUGGCGCUUUGGCCGCCAUUGUCACAGCAGGAGGCUUUGAGUGCUUCUUGCCUUCAGAUUUCAUGGACAUCGGCCAGCUGACCCUCAUUGGUCCAAGUUUGGAGCAAGAUCGAACCUGCAUGACGGGUCAGACCUGCAGCGUGGAUGGCAUCUCCGGGACCUUCAUCAGUGCUGCCGGGGCCGUGAUGAUUUUGGAUACCUGUGGCGUUGGGGAGGACACAGGAGUUUUGCCUUGGCGCUUUCCACUGGAGCAGCCAAAUUUGGUCUUUGAAACAUCAUUGGCUUCUUUGAAGAUUGAGUGGAACACUUCGAUUACUGCACAUGGUGGAGAAUAUCGGAUGUGCUGGUGUUCAGCUCUCGACUGUUGGUCUUCACAGAGCUUUUUGGUGGACUUCGGGCGCUUCAGCAUCGUGGGUCCUUGGGCUCCCUUCCCCGUGGAACGGACCUGCGUGUCGGGGCAACGAUGCGAGAUCGAUGGCUUUUCCGGUGAACUUCAACCACAGAAGCUCGUACAGCCGGUCUUGUUGGUGCUUGAGACCUGCGGUACCACUGCAUUGAUCUCAGCGCUCCCCUCGGAUGGUACUUUGACGAUCUCGGCAUCCGGGGCAUCUGCCUCGUUUGGCCAAACAAGGCUUUCCAGUGCGGGUGGGGAAUAUCGGCUUUGUUGGUGUGAUGAUGCGACGUGUGUUGAGCAGGAGGAGGAGGCGCGACUGGCUCAGAUCGAUCUGGGCAAGCUCCACAUCCUGGGGCCCAAGAAGGGCUUUGCUUUCACUUGUGUGGCUGGACAAGAAUGUGCGAUUGACGGGCUACAAGGCACGGGUUUGAGUGUUGGAGACCGUUGGCUUCUCUUGGAGACCUGCGCUGCGACCGUUCCGGUCUUGGGAAUGCCCAAUGCUGGACAAGUGGUGUCGGUCGCCAACAGUGGUGCCAGCAUUGACUUCGGAUCAGAAGUAGCCCGUGGAGCCGGGACUUACAGGCUGUGCUGGUGUGCGGCUGGCUUCGUAUGUAGUACAAGUGAACAUUACAAUGUGGACGUGGGGGAGUUGCUGCUCAUCGGCCCUUCCCUGGACCAAACACGAACCUGCAUCAGUGGCCAGCCCUGUAGCUUUUCCACACCUUUGGGUCAGAUGCUAUCUCCCAGCGACUCGUAUAUGAUUCUUGAGACUUGCGGUCAAGGAGGAGGUCUAGUAACUGGAUUGCCAGAUGCAGGUUUGCUCACUGUGAUUCCCAUGACCAAUGAAUCCUGUCAGGGAGGAGACUGUGAGUUGACUUUUGGUACAACCAUCGUCACGGCUCAUGGUGGACAAUACAAACUUUGCUGGUGUUCAGGCAGUUCCCCACCCUGCAUCCGUGAAGAACACUUCCUUGUGACGAUCGGGAAUCUGGAACUCCUUGGACCUCACUUGAUCAGAUCGGGUCGAACGUGCAUUGCGGGGCACAGCUGCGUCGUGGAGGACAUCCAUGGCCACGGUCUCAGCGAACACGUCGGGUUCUUCGACACCUUGGCCAUCCUGGACACCUGUGGCGUGCGAAGGUCUGGCAUCUUGGUGGAGGCAUCUACGGCGCAGGGUUCCGGGGCCUCGUUCACCUUCAGCCUCCUCACGGCAGCAGGUGACGGUGGGCAGCUUGACCUUGAUCGGGCCAACGAGUUCUCAGGUCUCCACAUUAGCACAGCAGAUUCCUAUAUGAUCUUGGAGACCUGUGGCUUUGGAGUGGUUGAUCGCUUCCCACUUGCUGGGCAGCCAGAGAUCCUGGUUCGUGAAGCAGAUUUGGAAGCUUGGAACCUGCCACAGUCUUUGCAAUGGCAGGAGCUUCAGGUGGUUUCCUUGAGCUUCACCACUCCAAUCACAGCGGCAUCGGGACAAUAUCGGAUUUGUUGGUGUGCAGCUGCAGCUGCCUGUGUCUCCGCUUCAGAUUUGCGUGUGGAUGUGGGUGAAUUGCGUCUCUUCGGCCCGAAGCUGGAGCAAUCCGUGACCUGCGUCACAGCACAAGACUGUCACAUUCAAGGCCUUCUGGGUGAAGGUCUACAGAUUGAUGAUCAGAUCAUGAUUUUGGAUACCUGUGGGGUGAGCAAUCUUGGGGAUCUCAACUUUUCAGGUGACCAUGGCUGGCCACAGAAGGGCCUCGCCAGUGCCCAGUCCUUCCAUGGAGUCAUCAAAGAUGGACUGGGGAACACGCUCGGCGUGCCAAGCACGGAUCCUAGAUAUUCCAAUAGCCUCUUCAACAACUUUGACUUUGGCAUGCUGGUCACUGCUGCUGGUGGCACUUAUCGGAUAUGCUGGUGUGCCGGAGGCUUCAACUGCACUGAAGUGGAAGACUUUCGCCAGGAUUUAGGAUCAUUGCAACUUCAUGGUCCCUCUCCAUUGCAGCAGGAUCGCACCUGUAUGAGUGGCCAAAGCUGUCGUUUGACCUCAAUCUUCGGACACUCCUUGUCGGCGGACGACCUCCUAAUGGUGCGAGAGACCUGCGGCAUCGUUCCUUCCGGUUUGAGUGAUCUGAUUCCUCGCUUUCCCAACGAUGGCAUUGUCACCACAGUGAUGCCAAAUGGUGAAACCUUCACGUGGAUGGAGGAGAACAGCACCUACAGCUACCUCUUCAUCACAGCGCCCAGUGGAAGUUACCGACUUUGUUGGUGUCGACCUACACACACUACACGCCAGUACGUGAGUUGUUCUGCAGCGGAGGAGUUUGCAACAGAUCUUGGGGAGCUCCUGCUGUUAGGUCCAUCUCCGGUAGAUCAAGACCGCACCUGUAUCGGAGGAAUGCCUUGUGAGGUCGCAAACAUCACAGGUCUUGAGUUGCAAUAUGGAGAUACGCUUCACAUUUUGAGCACCUGUGGCAUCUUGGGCAGCGAGGUGCCUGGCAUUCCUCAGGAUGGUUUAUCUAUGCCUGGUCUUGGAUCUGGAACAUUCUUUACCUGGGGUGAAGAACCACUUACAGCUUCUGGUGGACAGUUCCGGCUGUGCUGGUGCGCUGCUGGAUAUCGCUGUGAACUCAUCGAACACUUUGGAGUUGACAUCGGCGAACUGCGUCUCAUUGGUCCCUUGGGAAAUCAAGAGGUCUACUGUGCGUCGGGCUUCCCCUGCUGGGGUUCCAUCGUGGGAAUCCAUAUGAGCAGCGAGGAUCACCUCAUGGUGGCUGACGAAUGUGGUGCCCCAGUACAAGCUUGGCCAUUUCCGCGAAGUCGAUAUCCCGAAAUUCCCGGUUUCCCCGAGAGAGGACAGUUGCAAUUGGAAGACUAUGUUGGAGAAAAUGUCCAAUUCUCCUGGGGAUCUCUUGAGCCCAUCACCGCCGCAGGUGGGGGCGGGGAAGACGCGACGUUACGCAACUUGGGCGUUGGAGAUGCGACAGACGACUCUCUUACGGCCAUAGCGAAGCUAGCUCGUUGUGGCGUCUACCGUUUGUGCUGGUGUGCUGGAGUCAGCGGAUGCAGUUCGUCGGAAGACUUCAAGACAGAGGCUGGAACGUUGCUCCUCGCGGGGCCCUCCGAGUACCUGGCCGAUCUCUUCGCGCCACUCGCAGGCCCCUUGGAGCCGAAGGAUCUCUGGCGCAAGGAUCUCCCGGAGCCCUCCGUGGUGGAGAUCAAGGAGUUCAGCCAUUCCACUCGACCGGUUUUGGCCAUACAUUGCUUAAGCAGCACCGAGCUGGGAGCAGCUCGAGGUUCCAUGCCCAUCCUCUACGUGGAGGCUCCCAGUUCCGGGCUCUGGGAGGCGCGCGUGGCGGUGGCGUUGACCAGCUCGGAGAUCUCCGCGGGCUUCACCUUGGUGGACCGCGACGGCAUGAUGCCCGAUUUGCUCUUUGGCUUGGACACCUUCUCCUCGCGCGGCUGGACCGGCGGAUCCGGUGGUCUGGUGGCACUGCGCUACGCCGCACAGGUGGGGCUCACUGGACCUGAGGCAUCGGAGGAUCUCACGGCGCUGGGCGGUGCCGACUGGGUGACGCUGAAGCUGGUGAGAACGGGCACUGGACGCUAUGAUCUGUUCUACAUGCUGUCGAACUCAUGGCUUGCUCCUGAUGAUGUCAGGAACUCGGAUGCCGGUGUGAGACCACGGGUCUAUGUGAAAACCGUCGGAGUUCCCAGCGAACAGCUCUUCACAGAGACUGAGUGGAGGCCAUUAGCUCGACAGCUCACCACGGCAGCCAAUGGCAGAAGGAUUGGACUUUACACCAUGACGGGCAAUAGUGGCACCGCCAAAUUCAAAGAUUUCCUCGUCCGAGACCUCUUCCCGCAGAGUGUUGCAUCCUUCCACUUGGACGACGUGUCUGUGCGCGAGUCCCUCGAUUCUGCUGGAACACCUGUGACGGGUUCCGUUUCAGCUGUGGUGGGACGAGACGGCUACAGUCAAGGAGCAUUGCUUUUCACGGAUGGCACACAGCUCAAUCUGCCGAUUGAUCCCCUUGAACUUGACACAUAUACCAAUGAUUCCUUGCACGAAUUCACCAUCUCCUUGUGGGUGAAGCCUUAUUCCUCCAGUGCGGGAGGUCUCUUGGGACGUCGACUCGCACAGCACCUGCCAGAGCUCCACAUCUCCCCAUCCAUUUUCAUGAGCAGCUCUGGGCUGGAGUGGUCCAUGCUAGAUGAAACUGGGCAGAACUACACACAGAGCUUUGAGACGCCACACACGAGGCCCUAUGCAAGCACAUCACUCAGCUCUGUCUCACUAGCUCCAGUCCUGGAAGUGAAUGAAUGGACUCAUCUCGCUUUCGUGAAGGAAGCAGAUACCGUGGUCUUUUAUCGGAACGGACAGCGGUGGGGCUUUGCUGCUUUGGCACCUGAUUUGCCUUUUAGUGAUUCCAGUGGAGUUUUCUUACUGAACUAUCUUCAGGAGAUGCCAUACCAUGGAGCUUUGGACGACGUCCGUUUCUUCGACAUUGGUUUGGCAGACUUCGCCGUUGAACACCUCUUUAGCAAUGCCAAUGUCGACACCUUGCGCGGCAAGACGCAGCGUUGCAUCGCCGGCACCUUGUGCAGCCUCGUGGGGGUGACCGGUCCCCAACUCGCCGAUCAAAACCACUACGCCGUUCUGGCUCAGUGUGGUCGCCUUCCCGCCCUCGACGGCUUGGCGGAUGGCGCUAUCUCGGAUGCGUCCGGUGCCGGAACGGUGCACUGGGGAAGCCUUUCUGGAACGAUGCUCACCGCGCCGGGAGGGAAGUAUCAAAUCUGUUGGUGCGCCGUGGGCGGCACCGGCUGCACGGCUCCCAGCGAGUUCCGAGUUCUGGUAGGAACCUUGGUGGUGGUGGGUCCAUACACACAGGAACGAACGUGCGUUCUGGGGCAAGUGGCAUCCUUUGAGAUCUUGGGAAUGGAACUGGAUGCUGGAGACCAGGUACAAAUUUUGGAGACUUGUGGUGUUCCAUCUGAUAUUUUGAACAGUGUUCCAAAUCGUCUCCCACUCAAUGGAACUGCAGAUUUGCAGCCAUCUUCCUGCUUUGGACACAUUGGUUUGGGAGUCGUGGAGACUACAGCUUUGCACGCCCAUGGAUCUGGACUCACCGGCAAGACACAAGAUGAAUGCUGCUCCCUGUGUGAGAGGAGUCUCUACGGUGAUUGUGUCGCUUGGGUACAUCGCCCCAGUGACCUCACCUGCUUCUUAUACCGCACCGUUGGAAGCGUCGAACGGCAGGAGGAUCGCGUCUGCGGCUUCUCCAACAUCGACUGGCAGCCUUCGUCUCCCGUCUUGUUGGCGACCACCUUGACCGGCAACCGACCGGGGGCGAACUCUUCAGGUCCCUUCCGGCUCUACGUUUGCAGGUCCAAUUUGGAGUGUCACUUUGGAACGGCCCUAAGCCUGAGCAAUCUCGAGUCCUACUAUCAGUCCUUUCAAGUCAUAACUACUUGGCCAGCUGACUGGGAGUGGAAUGCUGUGAAGAUCUUUUCGGAUACAGCUGACCGAUGGUUUUUGGAAUCUUUGGUGGUGACGGCACAUGGAAUCUCCUGGAAUUUCACCUACAGCGGUUGGCUCGAAAGUGGGUCUGAAGUUUAUCUCAUGAGAGAUGUGACCACCUCACACCUCUUUGGAAGCUCCUGGGGUGCUGAGGCGCCGUCGAUGGCUCCGGGAGGAAGGUAUCGGCUUUGCUGGUGCAGACCCAACAGUUCCAGCUGGAGCUCCAGCAACUUUGACACCUGUCUUGACGCAUCGGACUUCCAGGCGGAUGCCGGAGUGUUGACAUUUCAAGGACCUUCACCUCUGGAACAACACUUGACCUGCCUGAGUGGCCAGGCAUGUCCCUUGCUGGGUCUCACAGGCACCGCCUUAGCCGAGGGGGAUAAGAUCAUGGUCUUGAACACCUGUGGACAGAUUUGGGAUGGCAUUUCGAUGAGUCAUCCCAGCUUGGUUCCUCGCGUCACAGGAAGCUGUAGGAGCUCCUUACAUUGCCUUCGAGACAUUCCUUGUGAUGAUGACCAGCACUCCCUCUAUGAACGUCCAAGUGUCGCUUGUGGCAUUUCAGAUCCGGCGGUGAAUGGAGGUGCCGACUACACCUGGGGUGGGGUCUCUAGCUCGCAGCCCUUCUCUGCGCCGGGUGGCAUCUACAAGAUUUGCUGGUGUGCGUUCGGCCAAACAUGUUCCAUGUUUGAACACUUCAAAGUGGAGCUCGGGGAGCUUAGCCUAGCUGGGCCAAGCUUGAUGGACCAGCACCGCACCUGCGUGGCAGGCCAAGCUUGUGUGGUGAGCAAUAUCCAGGGUUACAGACUCGAAAAUGGCGACAAGAUCAUGAUUCUGGAUGAGUGUGGCCAGGUGGCAGGGCAGCUAUGCCCGCAGGACGCCGCCAAUGGAAGCCUUGGAUGUUUGACCGUCACCGAUCGUUGGCCGGGCUCCACCGCAGGAGGACCCAUCGGACUGUCCGAGCCGGCGAUCUCCUCGGCGCAUCCCUGCGGAUCGUCGAUGACGUGGAGUCCGUUUCAUCCCAGCAGCAGUUGCUACGCGGUGUUUACCUCGCCUUUGACUUGGGCAGAUGCCGAAGCUGCUUGUGAUGUGAUCUAUGGAGGACACUUAGCAUCCAUUUCUUCACAAGAAGAUGUGGACUUCUUGGUGCAGUGGAUCAUGGACACUGGAGAAACUUAUUGGAUUGGAUUGAGCGAUCAAGCCACAGAGGGCACCUUCGUGUACUCUGACGGUUCAUCCUUCGCGUUCUCCAACUGGGGGACGCUUCAGCCUGCACUGACUCUUUCGAACACAGAGGAUUGCGUGUAUUUGGAUUCCGACGGAUUCUUCUUUGAUGAUGCAUGCACCGGCACACGGAAGUACCUCUGUGAACGUGCUGGUGCCUUCACCGGGGCCAUGCCAGGGGAUGAAUUCCGCUUCGGCGGUUACCAGACUCCACGCGAGAGCUUGAUACCACCCUCCAGUGCUGGUGGCCAAUACCGACUCUGCUGGUGCGCGUCAGGACAAGGGGCACAGUGUAGCCAAGCAGAGGACUUCCGCAUGGACUUCGGAGUGUUGACACUGCUUGGACCUGCUCCUUUGUUUCAACACAAGACCUGUGUUGCUGGACAAGUUUGUGAGCUUAAGCCGCUGCAAGGGACAGAUUUGCAAGAUGGUGAUUUGGUGCAUAUCCUUGAGACUUGUGGAUACUAUGUGAAUGCGUCUCAAUUUUCUCAUUUUGACAGCUCCUCCGACUCCGGUUUGCACCUGCCCAGAUUCCCCAGCAACAACGGAGUGCAGAGCUUGUCGCAAGGAGCCACAUCUGGUGGCAGCACGGUAUCAUGGGGAACAACGACCAUAACAGCUGCUGGUGGACGCUAUCGUUUGUGCUGGUGUGCCGCUGGCUAUUCAUGCAGCGCAGUGCCGGAGUUUCGUGUGGACUUUGGCCGCUCCCCGACGGCAGAAAGAUCGAACGUUCCGCUUCGGAAGUACUUCCAAGAUGGUGAUCGCAUCAUGGUCUUGGACACAUGUGGUCGUGACGGCUUGAGCGUGAAUGUUUUAUACGGCUUUUCGGGAGACGCAGAUGGCAUUCCAGAUGAGCCAAGGGGCAUUUCAAACCCUGCCACGGAUGGUGGAACGAGCUUUGCCUGGGGUGGAGAUCGACUCGUAGCAAUCUCAGCGAAGGGUGGAAUCUAUCGGCUUUGCUGGGCUGCCAGUGGCUUCCCACAGGCAGUUCCAUCCGACUUUGAAGUGGACAUUGGUUACAUGCAGGUGCUUGGCCCCGACAGCUACCAGAACAACCGCACGUGCAUCAGUGGUCAACAAUGUAUGUGGGGCGGCAUCACGGGCAUCGGUCUUCAGGAUGGCGAUCGUGUGGUGAUUCUGGAUGAGUGUGCCAGAUACCAAGGAGCCAAGGGCUAUGGAUCAAACGAGGACAACAUUGUGCCCCGCUUUCCUUCCAGCGGAAGGUCUUUGCCGGCCUACAACACCAGCUCGCAGUACGGCAGCGUUUAUACUUGGGGAGGCGAAUACUCUCCAGCCUACGUGACAGCGCAGGGUGGCACCUAUCGAAUUUGUUGGGCUUCACAAAGCUUUGCAGAAGAAGGAAAUAGUUAUUUCCGCUUCGAUGCUGGCACGCUGAACCUUGUUGGACCUGCUCCACUGUAUCAAGAACGAACCUGUGUGAGUGGGCAGGUUUGCCAAUGGUCUGGCUUGCAGGGCUACUUGCUUUCGGACGGAGAUGUCAUCAUGGUGAUGGACACCUGCGGCAGCAUGGCAGCAGUGGUGCCCAGAUGGAGCAAUCCUGAUGCACCGAGGACGCUGCCGAUUUCACAGCCCUCCACCGAUGGCGGCAGCACCUUCUCCUGGGGGCACGUGGAGAUUUCAACUGCUGGUGGCCUUUACCGCCUUUGCUGGUGCGCCAAUCCACAGCCGGAUAUGCCAUGCAAUCGACCGUCACACUUCCGCACGGACACUGGAACGCUUCACGUGGCUGGCCCAUGGCCAAAUUCACAGGGCAGGACCUGCGUGGCGGGGCAGCCCUGCGAGUUCAAGAACAUCACGGGCACAUACUUGCAGGACGGAGACAGGAUCAUGAUUUUGGACACAUGUGCCAAUCAUUACUACAAUGCCUUGACUUCAGUGGCCACGGAUGGCGGCUCCUCGUUUGCUUUGGGGCAGUCCGGCGGUGCAGCCAUCACUGCAGCAGGAGGUUUGUACCGUUUAUGCUGGUGUGCUGCUGGCUUCGGGUGUCAGUUGCCCCGACAUUUCCAAAGCGAUGUGGCGACCUUGACCAUCAUCGGACCUUCUCCUCAAUAUCAAGAUCACACCUGUAUUUCCGGCCAGCCCUGCUAUGCCGGCGAUCUGACCGGGCAAGAUCUCGGAAACGAUGAUCGCAUCAUGGUGCUGGAGACCUGCGGUUCCUUCUCAGCACCCUUGCGCUUCACCGGAGGUGGUGUGUCAGACCUCGCCACCAACAACGGGACCUUGGUGACUUGGGGCCGCGAACCCACCUGCAUGGAACCUUACAACUUUGAUUGUCAAGGGGUGAGGCCUACCAGUCAGGGUGGCAAUUUCAGACUUUGUUGGUGUGCUCACAACUACACUUGCUCAGCCGCCAGCGACUUUCGAGUGGACAUUGGACAUUUGGCCUUCUUAGGGCCAUAUCCUUUGACCUACAGUCGGACCUGUGUUGCAGGACAGCCUUGUGCAUUCUCGGGAGUCGAAGGCCACUAUACACAAAAUGGUGACAAGCUCAUGGUGCUGGACACCUGUGCACAUCCCGAACCGCUUCAGCUGGUCCAAAGCUCGGAUAAAUGGGCGAUUUACAAUUUCCAGCUCAUUGCAGCAGGUCAAUAUGGCUGGUUUGACGGCCCUUCCAACAAUGGUACACUCAAUGGCUCCAGCUUCAACUGGGGCAAUGGAACCCAGCCAGUGACCAGUCCGGGGGGGGCAUAUCGUUUGUGUUGGUGCGCUGCGAACUACAAGUGCACCGAGGCCAAAGACUUCCAGACCGAUAUCGGUGAGAUGAUCAUGGUGGGGCCUUUCUUGGAGCUUCCAGAUCCUACUGGUCUCCUGAAUGUGCAACAGCGCCUUCAGAUCUUUACUUGCGUAGCCAAUGAACCCUGCAGCAUCACAUUGCUUCAAGGAAGACAUUUGGACAAUUCUGAUCUUAUCAUGAUCAGGAGAGAUUGCAGCCCUGAAUGGCAGACCAACUCCACCGUGGAUUUUUGGCCAUCGAGUACGUUCACCUGGGGCAUCAGUGAUCCAGGAAUUGUACAAUACACUUUGGAAGGAGUCACUUAUCAAAACUACAACUGGGCCUUGCAAGCCACCACCAGCGUGCUGGAGGUGCGUUCCGAAGGCGGCUACUACCGCUUAUGUUGGUGCGCCACCGGCUACAGCUGCACGGAGCCUAAGGACUUUGCCGUGGACGCUGGUACCAUGAAGCUGGUGGGUCCGCAUCACAACCAGGGGAAGACCUGCUUUUCGGGCAUCGUGUGCGCCGCCACGGGGAUUACUGGGGUCGGUCUCAGCAAUGGCGACCGAACGAUGGUCCUAAGAUACUGUGAUACGGAUUUGUACAUCGCCCGCUUCCCCAACAGCGGCUAUUCGGAUCCAGCGGUGGACAAUGGAACCACGGUGACUUGGGCGGGUGCAGAAGCCACGAUUAUUACGGCACCGGGUGGAUUCUACAAGCUUUGCUGGUGUGCCGCAUCUCAAACAUGUACCAGAAGUGGCUCCAACUUCCGUGUGGAAUACGGCUUGCUCUACAUCGUGGGACCCGCCCCGUUGACGCAGCGCAAGACCUGCCUGAGCGGCGAGCUGUGCAACGUCACCGACUUCACGGGCUACGGCUUGAGCAACGGGGAUCGGAUGAUGCUGUCGUCCAACUGUGGCGAUCCCACGGGCAUCGUUCCCCGUUGGCCCAACAUGGGGAUCUCUGAAGCCUCGAUCGCCAACGGCAGCAGCUUCUUUUGGGACAACUAUGUCACGGCAGGUGGUGCCGUCUAUUGGAUGUGUUGGUGUUCCAACAGCUUUUCCUGUGACCGCGCCGAUUUGUUCAACGUGGAAGCGGGUUUGUUGACACUUCCCGGGCCAGCUCUCAAUCAAGAGCGCACGUGCCGAAGUGGCACGGAAUGUGGCUUCAGCAACUUGCAAGGUUUAGGCCUUGCCAAUGGCGAUCGGAUCAUGAUCAUGAACCAAUGUGGGGGUUCGUCCGUUCUCUUCGGUUGGCCGGAUGGUGGCAUCUCCGAUCCCGCAAUCUUCACGGGCACGGAGUAUGCCUGGGGGACCUCCAGUGGCGGACUCUAUGUGACCGGUGCCGGGGGUGAGUAUUCCAUGUGUUGGUGCUCUGUUUCAGCACCGAACUGCAGUUCUGGGGAGUUCUUCCGCACAGAGGCAGGCAUUAUGAAGAUGGUUGGUCCAGCCAUUGGUCAGAGGAAGUUUUGUACCACUGGGCAAAUUUGUAGCAUCACACAAUUCAGUGGCUAUGAGUUGCAGAACGGAGAUCGUUUGCUCAUUAGCCCCUCAUGCAUUCCCUUGCUUUCCACCUAUGUCUCCGGCUUCUCCAACAAUGGUAUUGCCAUUGCAACGGGUGGCGGGUCACAAUUCGAUUUCUCUUUGCGUUUAACGGCCUCAGGAGGAACUUAUGCCAUGUGCUGGUGUCCCUUGGGUAUGCCAUGUCAAUCUCCUGAUAACUUCCAGGUGGACACGGGCAAUUUGACAGUGAUUGGUCCUCUCUUGGAUCACAUCAAAACCUGCAUCUCGAGCCAAGUUUGUGAAUUCAAUGGAUACCUCGGGCAGGGCUUGCUCACCAGCGACAGGGUCACUGUACUUGAUACAUGUGGCACCACGUCUACCCUGGCCAGACUACCGAACAAUGCCCUGUCGACCAUCCACUCCAACUUCGGAAGCACCGUCUCCUGGGGCCCUUUGAGAGCCACAUCGCCCGGAGGUCAAUACCGCCUGUGCUGGUGUGCUGCAACCACGCGAUGUAGCGCUCCCGUGGACUACAUUGUGGAUAGUGGUGAAUUGCACAUGGUAGGACCUUCCCUCUUCCAAUUGCUGCAAUGUUAUCCAGGUGUUGUGUGCUCCUUGGAGAGUUUCUAUGGAUACGGCUUGCAAGACGGAGAGAAGAUCAUGGCCUUGGAGCUCUGUGGCGUCGGUGCCGGCGUGGAGGGCUUUCCCAACGGUGCCAUCUCCAACGAAGCGACGCAGCAGGGGCGGCGCUACGGUUGGGGCGACGGAUCCAACAACACCGACUUCCUACCGUUGAAUAGCUCCACUCCGGGUGGCUUUUAUCGAAUGUGCUGGUGUCCCAAUCUGGCGGAACCCUGUGCGAUCUCCUCGGAUUUCCGUGUGGAUGCCGGUGCUUUGAUCAUCAAGGGCCCUUUUACGCGAGUCGAUACCCUGUGUGCUGCUGGACAGACAUGCACUUUGGGCCCCUGGGAUGGAGCUUUACUUGCCUUGUCAGACCGAGUGUUGAUCAUCGCCAGCGGAGCCCCAUGCGCUUUGUCGCAAGCAGAUUCUCAGAUCGCUCAAGGAGAACCCAAGGACGUCACCUGCAACUUGGAGCUUACAACGUGUCAGGCGAGUUUGAGCAGCGUGGAAACACAGCACGGUGGUCUCUUCAAGGUGUGCUACUGUGUGACCUACUUGGACGUGGCUGGAAGCGAUACCUUGCCAUGUACCGAUGCCUCCGAGUUCACCAGCGAUGCCAGCGACCUCCAGGUCAGAGGGCCAUUUGGAUAUCAGGCAUUUGACUGCGUUGUCGGCAUUCACUGCAACGUCACAAUCAUCGGCUUCAUGCUCACAUCCCUUGACAGAAUCAAACUGGUCAAGGAUGGCUUUCCUUGCAAUGGCAACCCUGCUGCUGGAGUACCAGCUCAGGAGAUCCUUAUUGAUGCCGGACAAUCGCUACAGACAAAUGUGGUUGCUCCGAUUCCAGAGCAAAACAGCACACAAACAAGGUAUGAACUUGGAGGUAUCACGGCCAGUGGUGAUUACAAGGUGUGCUACUGCUCCAGUGUGCUCUCAUGUUCAAAUCCAUAUGACUUCGGUGGGCUGGCGGGCACUGUCAUGGUUUCUGGAGCUGAUUCCACUCAAGUGUAUGUUUGCAGACGUGGCUCUGAAUGUCUCAUUGAGCUGAGAGGAUGGCGCUUGGGGCCGAACGAUCGCCUAAAGAUUGUGGCGGAAGGUAGCAAUUGUGCACUCGACUCACCCACCUUUGGCUUUGGCACCAAUCCUGCUUGGGUCUUGAAUGAGGUGACAUACUUCUUUGACGACACCAACACCAGUUCCUACAACAUCUUUAACGUCGGUGUGGCUAAGGUUGGAACUCAAGAGGAAGGCUGCUUGCCUGACGAUGUGAACUGUGGAUAUCGACUUUGCUACUGUCCCGGAAUCAAUAAUUGUGCAGAUGGAGCCUCAUACACGCACACCGCAGGAGCUUUGAGGGUCACGGAGUCAGUGCGCGGCAUUGAAAUCGACAACUCUUACGCUGUGAACUCACAUUCUCUGGGGCUUCUGGUGGACUCGGCUUAUGGAGGUGGUGUCAUUCGUUGCGUCCUGAACGACGGCCCCGCGACGCAGUGGGGCUUAUAUCCCGAUUCCAGUUUCUUUACCUUUGGACCUGGAUCCGGUGACACCGGUUGGGGUGCCUCCUCCAGCCAGGCCACGGCCGGCAAGAAUACAGUGACCAUUCAUCUGACUCAUUUUGUAGACGCUGGACAGGUUCUACGUGCAUGGUGCUACCUCUCUGACUCACGAGCGUAUGUUUUCCCUCCUGAUCUGGAGGGUGUGCAGGUGACUGUUCCGCUGAACAUGAAGACUCCAAGAGCAGAUUUUGCACCCAGCACUGGAUGGGAAGGCAGUUUGCACAGGUUUCAACUCUACGACGUGGGCGUGGCGGCAACGCAGACAGGACGCAGGCUCAAUGUUGCUGACGUCAAAGUGUUGACUGCAAUGAGCACCGAGUCGUGCAGUAUUCUGGCAUAUCACAUGGAUGAACGCAAGUUACCCAUCCAGGAAGCCAAGGACAACUUCGGCAACCUGAUGCUGGAAACCUCAUCCUUGGCAAAGCUCGACACAGCAAUGUGUCUAGAUGAUCCCUCCUGCAAGCUGCUGCUGUGCUACUUUGGGGGUCCACAGGAGUUUCCCAUCACGGCAAGAGAAUCUCUGAAUAUUGGAGCCGUUCCGGCUUUGCGGACGACCAUACUCUACCGUGGAGCUCGCGGCAGGCUGGAAGUCGAGAAGCAGACCAGCGCUUCGGGCAACAUCAGCUGGAUUUCAGUUGAUGAGGUUGCCACUUUAGGUGGAAUUCUGGAUCCAGGGCAACAGUGUCUCUCAGCGACAAGAAGUGACUUCAGCUUCAAUCAGGUCAUUGGUUUGCCCAGCAGUUUGAGCGAUUCCUUCCUGCUGGACGAGCCAGCGGGCAUGUACUAUGCAUGCAUCCUGGACAACGCUGCAGACGCUGUCAAAAAUGCACCCUUGAACUCUGUCGGUACCUUUGAAGUGAGCGAGGUCAUCACCAGCAUCGUCCAAAGCGCUGCAUCCACUCGGACCACCUUGAGACUUGAUGUCGCUGCCAAGCUUCCUGGAGUCCUCACUUGUGUCAUCAAGGACCCAGAGGUGACAUCUACAAAGGCCCAAGAGAUUUUAGCCGCAGCAGCAGCAGCGGUUGAGGGGUUCACCGGCGCUGGGGCUGCACAGCAGUAUGCUUUCGCUCAGCGAUCCGCUUUGCUUGAUUGGCUGCAAAGUCCGGACAACACCCUGGCACUUGCACUAGUGACGGUUCCUGCUGCUGUACCGCCCAAUGUGACUGUAUCACUGGUCCUGGCAUCCUUGCUCACCGUGGACUUUGUCCCGGUCUGGUGUUGGCAUUCAGCCACGCAGGAGACCAAGAUGGUGGUGCCCAGCGAUCCGAACGGACUGCAGUUCAACUUGCCGGGGCAGGCACCCUUAGCACAUACUCUUCCGACUUUCCUGUGGCCUGGCGCUGCCUUUGUCGUGUUUAUGGAGAAUGUCGUUGACACUUCACAAUCGCGAGUGAAGAUGGUCAACAACACCAUCGAAUGUGAUGCAUCCACCUAUUCCGAGGCCAUUCCUGUGGUCCUCAACACGUCUGGGCAAGAACAGCCCAUCAAGGCAUACCUGACAGCCUCAUCGUUCAAGAGAAUGUUUUGUUUCUUCGAGCUCCCUGCAUCUCUUCCAAUUGCAGUCAGCGGAGAUCAGGGCACCGACCUUCAGUUCGCAUCCGAGCUCCAACCAAGCCUGUCAUUGAUCGUCGAUGAUGCCUACAUCCAGCACAUGAGUCGCGGAUUGGCCUCCAAUUUGGUCUUGUACGACACAGCCCCCGGAGAGUUAGCACAGGCGGAAACCGACUUCAACCAGAACGGAGGCUUUUGCCUCCCAGCUCUUGGAUUGGAAGCCUUGAACUUCGAGCCAGAGACUGCUGCGAGCUAUAUCCAGCGAGUCGCAGCUGUGCAGCUGAAGACCGUUUCGGUUCUGCCAACGCCGGUGAAUUUGGCGACGCAUUUUGUUUCUGUGACCGAAGACGAAACUCUUGGGCUGUCCAUCGGACACAACUAUGUCCUGUGCUAUGUGGGAUCCGCAGACACCACGCGGGUCUUCAACAAGAUUGGAAGCGUCAUCACUGUGAAGGACAUCAUUUUGGCUUUGGAGAAGGAACAACGGCCACAGGGUGAAGAAGCUGCAACUUCCAGGGAGAUCAACGUGGUGGUUCAGGCUUCCUUGAGAGGAUCCAUCAGCUGCAUAGCAACAACACUAACUUUCAGUCGACCUCCCGUGGCAGAGGAAAUAGCAGGUGACUAUGCUCUUACCUUGCCACAGGACUUCGUCCCUGUUUUCAACGAAAAUGAAGUUCUCGGAAGAGCUCUUCAGAUUCCGGUUUUUGACACGAGCGUGAACCUUUCCGUGAAGAUCACCACAGUCGUGGCAAACGCUGUCAAUAUACAGCGCAUGCCUUUGGGAGUCGCACCACAGGCAUACGUGUGGUGCAAGCACUCCAAGUCAUUGGUCGUGUAUCCGGAGGAUGGAGCAGGUGUGGCAGUCACUCUGGGAGUCCUAGCCGCGCCCAGCUUUCAGUACUCUAUUCUCAGCAAUCCAGCCACGCAGGUGAUACUCGCCCGCAAUGUAUCAUUUCCUACGCUUGCGGUGCUUUGGUCCAGCGCUGGCUUUCCAGCCUACUACUUUGACGAGGUGGCAUUUACCAUCACGCCCACCUUACCGGAUGGUUUGGACAUCAGCUCACAGAACGGAGGUGUUAAACCAGAGCCCGUUCCGCUCCAGCUUCUGCCCCCAGCAGAUUUUGUGAUUAAGGCGCAGAGCAAGUACGAUGUGCUGAAAGCUACAAGCACAACACUUCAACUUGGCGUCGAGGAGCCGGGACAAUGUGGACUAGCCAGCAUCAAGAGUACAGAGGCGCUUCUGUCGUGCUUGGUCCACGAUACACACAACCUGGAAGUGGAGGCGAUCUACAUCCAAGUCAGUUUGAAAACUGGAGACCCUCUACUCCUGGAGACAUCGUCCUUCUCAUGCCUGGGAACUGCCGUAGAUCCUGGUGGAGGCAUGACGGACUUUUCUUGCUCACAGGCUGGCAGUGGCUGCUGCUGCUGGCUUUGGGUUGAUCAACCGGGUGUCAACACUGUCUUCAACGCAACCAGGUUGGUGAGUGGCAAGAUGAUGACCGGAGCCUGUGGUCUCCGAGCAUACCAAAGGUAUGAUGUCAUGACCAUGGUCACCGGUGUGAAUCCACUGCUCGCCAAUGCAGCGACGGGCGUGGUUUGGGAGCAGCUGUUUGACUUCACUGUUCCAGAACGGAAAGAUGCCACGCCUUUGGCCUUUGAUAUCAAGGUGGACAUCAGCUAUGAAGACAUUUGCGAUCCGGUGCUCAAUGGCCCCGAAGCCGAGCUGCAGUGCAAGGAGAACAUGAAGGCGGAGCUUGCCGCUCUUCUGGGAACACCAGAGGACAUGAUCACCAUCACUGCCGUGAGACCAGCAUGA
Durusdinium trenchii is the source of this 37572-nucleotide messenger RNA. NCBI's taxonomy places the organism in Eukaryota, Dinophyceae, Suessiales, Symbiodiniaceae. The record is from the annotation of a GenBank genome assembly.